Molecule: messenger RNA, 2299 nt
Organism: Sycon ciliatum
Lineage: Eukaryota; Metazoa; Porifera; Calcarea; Leucosolenida; Sycettidae
Product: zinc finger protein 836-like
Exons: 1
Coding region: 118-1326 (402 amino acids)
Source: RefSeq, a predicted model, not a curated record
GAGUAGGGAUAGUUCGUUUUGGAAUUUGGAUUUUUCAUAUUGUUGGAUACUUUUCCGUGUUAGGAAGGAGAUCAAAUCCUUUUGCACGAAUUUUUUAAUUACUUCAGUAAGUAAACCAUGGCUGAUUGUAACUGGACAUCCGAGGGGAGUUACGCCUCUGGGAAACUCUCACCAUUGCCACCUUUAGUGAUAUGGACCAGCAGAAGGUCAGUUGAGUGUCCUCCGCCGCCGAAUACACCAUCCUAUGGUACACCUUAUCCAGCUCUUCACCGCGCACACUCCUUUAGUGGGGAUCAAGUAGCGACCUCAGAAGCCUCCUCGGCCUAUUGUACACUUCAGCAUACCUCCUUCAGUCCUUGGAACAUACCAUCAGUUGCCACCAAUUUACCGCUAGUUCAUCCACCGCCGGACCUAACAGACCGCGCAAGGGACCAUCGACUAGAGUGCCGAAGGAAGCAAGAUACAAAUCCUGCUGAGCUUUCAGCAACAGUUGUCGAAAAUCCAUGCUCGUUUCCCAUGACAUCGGGAAUGGAAAUUGGACAAAGAUCGCGAGACAGCGAUAACCAAACUGUGAACUAUCCAAUCUCAGUUUUAGAUCACUACACAGUACACGGGCACGUAGAGUAUGACUCGGAAGUACACAAUUACUCAAGCACGUCUUCCGAAGUAGAUCUUCAAAAUAUCAGACAUGUUCCAGUAUCUCAUCGAGUGCCUAGCGUGCCUGAGGAUGCCAAACAUCAUGAUCAUCAAAAUCUCAAGGAACAGCAUACAUCCGCGACGUAUUCCUCUGAAGACACUCAACUUCUAGCGGACUUUCCUCAAGAUCAUACGUCGCUCAGCCAGAAACCUUGGUUGUCACUUGAUCGCCAGCACGAUAUGCGUGAUCGUGCACAUUCACAAUCUGGAAAAGGGCCGCAUAAAUGUAAGUAUUGCAAAAAAUCAUUUUCUACUCAAUCCCGUCUAACAUCUCAUGAAUGUGUACAGCCAAAAAAGAAAACUUUCAAAUGUAAAGUGUGUGAUAAAACCUUCAGUAGGCAAUUUGAUCUUGUUCGUCAUGGACGAGUUCACUCAGGAGAGAAACCGUUUACGUGUAAGUACUGCGCUAAAUCAUUCUGUGCGAAAUCGAGCUGUACUGUUCACGAACGCAUCCAUACCGGGAAGAGGCCGUUUAAGUGUGAUCAUUGUGACCAAGGGUUUUGCAACAGUUCCAAUCUUAGACGUCAUAAACGCACACACACUGGAGAAAAGCCAUUCAAGUGUAAUGUAUGUGUAAAGUCUUUCUCUUGGAAAUCCAGUUUAAAAGAACAUGAAAGACUCCAUCCCUGAGAGAAACUGAUCAAGGAUUGUCACAAGUCUUUUAAUUAAAAGACACUUAGAAGACCAUGCAAACACUAAAACAAUAACACAACAGUCUACUUUUCAAGAUAAUGGAAGAUAUUCAUUAUAGAAUCGUUUUGAAAUGCAAGAUGCCCAAUCUGAACUCCAUGCAAAAGCCUCCGAUUGAAUGCUGACUUCUAAAUUUGAAGCAUCACAAAAUUAUCUUUGUCAUUGUGUUUAAGUUGAUAUAAUUAUUGUACAGUCACUACCCAUGUUACUCAAUGAACGUCUUACACGUAUUUCCAUAGGCAAUGUUCAUAAAAACGUCAGUUUCGGUGAACAUGCGGCUCAUUUUUUAUAAAAUCAGUACUUCUUUGUGUGUCUUUAUUCUUAUGCCGGAUAUAGAUACUUUCCCUAGAAGAGACGCUGUGCUGUUUUGAAGUUCGCACAUGUUCCAAAAAUAAUAUGUGUGGUACUUUUUUCUGUAUGUACCUUUAGUCCCUUUUGCAUCGUUAUAGUCCUUUUCUAGUCCCUUUCACAACUCUUAAAAUGUUCAAAAACUAAAUCAAUAAUCAUUUGCUCGUGGAAAAAAAUGACUUACUGGCAGGACUCGAACCUGUCACAAUCGUUCACGCCCAGCAAUGCUCCACAGCUAACCAUUCUACCACUUGUGAUCGUCCAAGCAGCGACCGUUCAACGUUUUCCUCAGACCUAUAAUCUCUGGCUUCCUGUGAAUCCACACAAGCUGGUGGGAUUCUAGGAACGUACAUGACGUGUAAUGAUUUAACUGUAGUGUUUUUAGUUACUGUCAAACUCACGGAUUCCAGUUACCUAUUGUCAGCCGUUAUCAGUUAGCUGCACCACAAUUGACGAGGUGUGAAUCACUAUCAGUGUUUAGAACUGGGCAAGGUGCAAUCGAUUAUGUAACAUAUACGUCGCACUACCUAUAUCAUAUUAAGAGACGAUAUAAAUCAUGCCUCUA